UCAUUGGGUGCUGCCGCUGCUUCCCCGGCACUCCGCGCUUCCUGCCGGGCUGAUAAAUAAGUUUCUUGGAGCACAGGUGGCACCUAAUGUGCUGCUCAUAGCUUGAUUGUAGCAGGGUUGCUUGUUUUUGUUACUUGCCUUGUAGGCAAGAAGGUUUCUCUCUCUCUCUUGCAGAGCUUGGGUGUGGUGGUGAGAAACCUUUUGGGACAGAGCUGCUGAUUGCAAGUGUCUCCUUCAAACCUUGACACUGCAGUUGCAACAUCUGCUGUCACUGCUUGGAAAAAAACAGCGGGUGCAAUCAAGGCACUGCAUAAAAGAGCAUGGAGAAAUUCAGAACUGUGUUUCUUUUCUGCCUUAGCUUCCUUCUAGUCCAUGUAAGAGGUCAACAUGAUUUUGAUUUAGCUGAUGCCCUUGAUCACCCUGAUGACAUAAUUACCAGGAAGCCUACAGUGAUCCGAAGACCGACAAGACCUGUGUUCAACAAUGACCUACAUUUAGGAGAUGCUCUUGGUGGGGGUGACAUCUCAAGAAAACCUUUAUACCCACCUCUUCCACCACGCCCAGGAAGUUAUGGCAAUUCUGGAGAUUUUGAUGACUCAGAUCUCCUUGAUGGAAAACCUUUACCACCAGGAGAAGAGGAGCAUCAUUUCAAUCAUGGAGGGAACACAGAUUCGGGUUUAAUAGCUGGAGUUACAUCUCCUGUAAUUUCUGCUUUUGUGAUACUGAUUGUUGGAUCAAUAGCAGCCUACACUGCUUACAAGAAUAAGAAACUUUGUUUCAAACCACGUGGUGGGGCUGCAGUGUAAACCAUUGAAAGAAAAGUUGCUGUCUGAUCGCAGGCUCCUUUGGUUGGUGAUAUCCUACACUGCCAUUCUGACAGAAGAAAGUCUUCCUCUAUCAAAUGUUUUCUUGAGAUGUUGCAAUCCUGCUCUCUCUAACCUGAUGUCACUUUUGCACCUCGAACUUUGUGUCAUCAGAGAUAUGCUUAAAACAUCCAGGGAUUGUAUUGCACUCUCUGACCUGCAUUCAUAAAAGUUGGAUACAGAUUUUGACUCAGAAGUUAUUGUAAACAACAAAAAAAUCAAGUUUGAUAUAAACUAAAAAUCAAAGGAUUUGUGUUUGUGAGGAUUUGAGUCACCAAAUAAUUUUUUCUGUUUUCAAAAUUAGACAAAAAAUUCAGUCCCUGUGAUAGAAUAGGAAUAAGGAGUUUGCCAUUUCCUUUCCCACUGUUGGGCUUCUCCAGUAUAUUUCUGUAAUAUUUACUAUGCUUAAAGAAAAAUUCCUGUUGUCUAAAGGAUUAAAAAUUUGAAUGCCUUUACUUUGUGUUUAUGUCUGAACUUUAGCAAAGGAAAAGGAGCUCUAGCUAGAAAAUUCAUUCCUAAUUUUAUAAUAUACUGAAAAGAUUAUGUAUAUUGACAAACCACUGUUUAAAAUAAAACAAAGAGGAACAUAUGCUAAUUUUAUUUAUUUAUUUAUUUAUUUUACUGAUUAAUUACUGAACUGGGGUUUAGCUCUUCUCAGGAACUAGAAUUUCACAUAAGUUUCAUUUCUCUUCGACUCCAGGAAUCUUUGAAGGUAUUAAUCUAGCAAGAUGGGUUUAAAAAAAAAACACAUAUUAUUCAUAAUGUCUGAAAAGGGAAAAUGGGUACAAAACUUUGCCUGAUUCAUUUAGAAUGAGUUUGUGAUGCUUCAAUCUCUAAAAUCUAAGUCACAAAGACUUUUCAACUUCUACUAUGUGGAGGUGUGGUUGACACCUAGUUUUUCCAGCUAGACUGUUUCACUUCUUUUCCUCAUUCCUGACUGACCUUGCUGUGCUCAUGUAGACAAACCUAUCGCAAAACCAGACUUUUCCUGUUUCCCUGCCUUCAUUUACCUAACUGGAUCAAAAAAACAGCAAGUGAAUGAAAUACAGAUGAAAGUUGGCAAAACUAGCAGUUUACUGACAUAAUUCUUCAAGAGACAUUUUAACUAACUUUUUCAAGCAUAAGGAAAUUGCUGUGGUUUUAUCUUAAUUUUAUAUGCAAAGCAUGGUUUUGUUACUGCAAUUCCACUUAUAUGGAGGUGAAUAUGAUUGUGUUUAUUACAUCAUUGAGAGGAAGACAUAUACUAAAAAAGUACUUUUUCAUAUAAUAUUAUUUAUCUAAAUUAUAUUUUAAAUGGAUAUAAAUCAGUUGCUUUCUUAGACUACCUUUUUUUUUUGAUCAUGAAAGAAAUGAUAAUGUACAUCAGUUUAAACAUAGAAACAUUUUGACCAGAUGAACACCUUUGUGGCUAUCACUUUCAACUUAUGAAUAAGUAAAUAUCUUUAGUAUGGUUUUCAAGGACAUUUGAUGUUUCCUUUAAAACACUAAUUUUCCAUGUUAAUAGUUAAAACAGAUUGAUACGUAUUUUGUCAGACAGACAUAAAGAUUUGAUUAAUUAAAUGACAAGUAUUUUGCUGUUACAACUUCAGUUUUUUGAACCGUGAAAAUAUGUAUUUUGCUUGUUUCUCUUCAAAAUUUUCAAUAAACACCUACUGUGUUUUAUCUAAGAUGA
Taeniopygia guttata (zebra finch) is the source of this 2535-nucleotide messenger RNA. It is a transcript of the gene XG, whose product is annotated as Xg glycoprotein (Xg blood group). NCBI's taxonomy places the organism in Eukaryota, Metazoa, Chordata, Aves, Passeriformes, Estrildidae. Gene Ontology annotation, cellular component: plasma membrane. Gene Ontology annotation, biological process: T cell extravasation; homotypic cell-cell adhesion; positive regulation of neutrophil extravasation. The record is from RefSeq and is a predicted model, not a curated record.